This is a messenger RNA of Odocoileus virginianus texanus, 1370 nucleotides long. RefSeq names its product trans-2,3-enoyl-CoA reductase (gene TECR). NCBI's taxonomy places the organism in Eukaryota, Metazoa, Chordata, Mammalia, Artiodactyla, Cervidae. Gene Ontology annotation, biological process: very long-chain fatty acid biosynthetic process. Gene Ontology annotation, molecular function: oxidoreductase activity, acting on the CH-CH group of donors. The record is from RefSeq and is a predicted model, not a curated record.
CAAGCUCCUUCUUUUUCUUCCGUCCUCCUCCCUCCUGCCCGUGCUUCGUCCCUCUCGGUGGGUCCAGGAAGCUGAUUGGCUAGCUCCAUGGCGAGAGCUGCUAGUUCCUGCACCGACCAGCUCUGCGGGGCGGGGACGAAGGUGGGCGCCUUGCGCGCUGAUUGGCUGGAGGGGCGCGAGCGGCAGGGAGGGGCGGGGCGGAUACGGAUCCGCGGUUAGUCUCGCGCGGCGGUCGUCACCGCGUGAGGUACUCUGUGGUGUAUCGCGCGCAGGUAGCAGGAGCAGCAGAAGCAGUAGCCGCCGUGCGGGGGAGCCAUGAAGCACUAUGAGGUGGAGAUUCUGGACGCCAAGACCCGGGAGAAGCUGUGCUUCCUCGACAAGGUGGAGCCCCAAGCCACCAUUGCCGAAAUCAAGAACCUUUUCACCAAGACACACCCACAGUGGUACCCCGCCCGCCAGUCCCUCCGCCUGGACCCCAAGGGCAAGUCCCUGAAGGAUGAGGAUGUCCUGCAGAAGCUGCCCGUGGGCACCACGGCCACACUCUACUUCCGGGACCUGGGAGCCCAGAUCAGCUGGGUGACGGUCUUCCUGACAGAGUACGCCGGACCCCUCUUCAUCUACCUGCUCUUCUACUUCCGGGUGCCCUUCAUCUACGGCCACAAAUACGACUUCACGUCCAGUCGGCACACGGUGGUGCACCUCGCCUGCAUCUGCCACUCAUUCCACUACAUCAAGCGCCUGCUGGAGACGCUCUUCGUGCACCGCUUCUCCCAUGGCACCAUGCCCUUGCGAAACAUCUUUAAGAACUGCACCUACUACUGGGGCUUCGCUGCGUGGAUGGCCUAUUACAUCAACCACCCUCUCUACACACCCCCCACCUACGGAGCUCAGCAGGUUAAACUGGCACUCGCCAUCUUUGUGAUCUGCCAGCUCGGCAACUUCUCCAUCCACAUGGCUCUCCGGGACCUGCGGCCGGCUGGGUCUAAGACCAGGAAGAUCCCGUACCCCACCAAGAACCCCUUCACUUGGCUCUUCCUGCUGGUGUCCUGCCCCAACUACACCUAUGAGGUGGGGUCGUGGAUCGGCUUUGCCAUCAUGACGCAGUGUCUCCCAGUGGCCCUCUUCUCCCUGGUGGGCUUCACCCAGAUGACCAUCUGGGCUAAAGGCAAGCACCGCAGCUACCUGAAGGAGUUCCGGGACUACCCGCCCCUGCGCAUGCCCAUUAUCCCCUUCCUGCUCUGAACGGCGGCUCCCCACACCUGGGCUCAGCCAGGUCCGGCUCCCGUCCCGCCCCACACUGCUGGAGGAAGAGUGGGGACCACUGCUUUCCAGGGUCUGGAAUAAAACCUGCCUGCCCGGCUGGACUCGGA